AAGUUUAGAAAUUUUUUGCAGAGCCAGAGCCUGUCGUUGUAUAAUCAAUCCAAAAUAGUGCAACUGAAACGUAAUUUAUUUUCCAAUUAAACCAUGUUGAAGGCAAUAACAUGUGCAGGCAGAUUGUCGAAAGGACCCCUGUCUAGAACUGUGCCUGCCUUUUCAACAAGCAGCUCAAUAUGGACUAAAGAUAAAGAUCCUGUUGGCAUUAAGGAGGCUCCCAAGAUAGAAAAUGAAGCCGUGCUGGCGUUGCCUGAGGAGGCUCGGGAGAGAAGUGCUCUGGAAGCCAAGAUUGUAGUUCCCACGAAGGUGGAUCUAACACCAGUCUCAGGAGUACCAGAGGAGCAUAUCAGGACUCGUCGUGUUCGCAUCUACCAGCCAGCUAAAAAUGCUAUGCAAAGUGGCACAAGUAAUAUCCACCAUUGGGAGAUGGAAUUUGAUAACCGUCAGCGUUGGGAAAAUCCCCUCAUGGGGUGGACUUCCACUGGUGACCCAUUGUCCAACAUGAAGGUGCAAUUCACCUCACCCGAUGAAGCCAUAGAACAUUGUGAAAAAAAUGGCUGGUGCUGGUUUUUGGACGUGCCAAAGUCAGAAAGACCCUUACGGCCUAAGAGCUAUGGUAUCAACUUCUCAUGGAACCGCCGCACUAGAGUGUCGACCAAGUAGAUUGUUAGUAUAAAUUGUUGAUUUUAUUUAUAAUUUUAGAAAAUGAUUUCAGAUUUGAUUCCCAGAUUACAUUUUGGCAGUUGAA
Molecule: messenger RNA, 751 nt
Organism: Plodia interpunctella (Indianmeal moth)
Lineage: Eukaryota; Metazoa; Arthropoda; Insecta; Lepidoptera; Pyralidae
Gene: ND-18
Product: NADH dehydrogenase (ubiquinone) 18 kDa subunit
Exons: 3
Coding region: 94-666 (190 amino acids)
Biological process (GO): electron transport chain
Source: RefSeq, a predicted model, not a curated record